AUAUCAUUAACGUGGCUUGCCGGUCCAUUGACCGGGAUUUUCGUUCAACCGAUGGUUGGAGUCUUAUCGGAUAGAUUCGGAAGACGUCGAAAACCAUUUCUCUGCACUGGUCUUGUUGGGAUGAUUAUUGGACUGUUGACAUUUUCAAGAGCAUCUUCUACAAUAGUCGCCGUUGCAGCCUUCUGGUUCCUCGACGCUUCCAUCAACACUUAUCAAGCAGCAUUAAGGGCUCUGCUGAUCGAUACUGUACCGGAACAAUCGCAAGUAGGGGAAAUAUUUGUCACCGUGAUAUCGUGGCUCAGCACUGCGUUGGGGUACGCCUUGGGUGGAAUUGAACUUGGCUCGGGACUUCAUCUAGAAGGUUUAAUCACGUCGGAGGCGUCGAUGGUAUUCACUAUUACGGCGAUUUACGUGGGAGUUUUCGGCUGCUGUGGUGUCUUGGGUGUGAAUGAAGAUAUUUCAACAACAACUGAAAUGGCAGCAGUAGAGACAGAAAACUGUGGCAAACGACUUUUACGAGAAACGGCAGAAGGCAUUAAUGUGAUGCCUGUUACGAUGAGGUUUGCAUUUGCGGCCCAAUCAGCGAGUUACGUUGCUUGGUUCGGUAUUUUUAUGUAUAGUACUGAAUGGGUGGGUACGACAAUAUUUAAUGGUGAUGAUGGAGCCUCGCAAGAGCAACAACUGUUAUUCACCCAGGGUGUACGUCAUGCUAAUAUUAGUCUGGCUUGGGCCGCCAUACUGUGUAGUGCGGCGUCGAUUUCUAUUCCUCUUCUGUUGAAGCGAGAUAAAAAUGGUGAUAGGAAGUGUGGACGCUGCAGAAAGUCGGAACCUGGUUAA
Messenger RNA from Perkinsus marinus ATCC 50983, 837 nucleotides. Its product is annotated as sucrose transport protein, putative. Gene Ontology annotation, molecular function: sucrose:proton symporter activity. The record is from RefSeq and is a predicted model, not a curated record. The transcript has 6 exons. NCBI's taxonomy places the organism in Eukaryota, Perkinsozoa, Perkinsida, Perkinsidae. Gene Ontology annotation, cellular component: membrane. Gene Ontology annotation, biological process: transmembrane transport. The annotation marks the transcript as partial.